Molecule: messenger RNA, 2880 nt
Organism: Metarhizium album ARSEF 1941
Lineage: Eukaryota; Fungi; Ascomycota; Sordariomycetes; Hypocreales; Clavicipitaceae
Product: phosphatidylinositol-4-phosphate 5-kinase its3
Exons: 3
Coding region: 1-2880 (959 amino acids)
Biological process (GO): phosphatidylinositol metabolic process
Molecular function (GO): phosphatidylinositol kinase activity
Source: RefSeq, a predicted model, not a curated record
AUGCCCUCCUUCCUUAACGACGACAACUCGCACAUCUUUUCCACCGAACCCGACCUUGUCAAACUUGACCCAAACAACCAAGUUUGCCUCGAAGUCGACAAGAAGGAGGCGAAUGGGGAUUCAAUAGCCCAUACCCAACCUGAACCCAUCAACGAGAGCUCCGACGAGAGCUCCACUACAUCCACGCACGACUCGGAUACAUCAGACACGAACCAUAUUCCUAUGAAUGGGAACGGCACCAGGCCGACGAGCAUCAGCUCGCUCGCCAAUGGCAUCAAUGGCUCCAACGUGGAAGAGGCAUGUGGAAAUUCCACCAUCAAGACGAUACCAAACGGCGCUUUAAGUCUCCCAGAUCGAACCGCUCCAAAGCCACCUACAUCGGGCAGCAAUGGAAACUCAGCUUCAACAGAAAAUGCGUCUUCUUUGCAUCGAAAGCCAAUUGCCCCUAGCUCUCCUGUCGCCGAGCAUCAGCAUCAAGUUCAUGACCACAAGCCUGCGCAAUGGACCCACGGUGGUGCAACCAGUCCCCGAGACUCGGAUAUAUCACAAGGUUCAGCCCCAGAACUUGACUUGAACGACCAUGAAGGUCAGGCAACACCUGCCGCAACACAGGCGUUGCCAGCUCCUGAGAUUGUGCCACAAAAGUCUUCGCCACAUCGGUUCUCGUCCCCUCCAGCAUACCAACCAGGUGGCUCGCCUUUGACCACCUCACCGUCGGGACUCCUUCAACUCCCAAGCGCCGUGUCCAUAAAGCAGAGACAUACUCUUGAGAUACCGAAGCCUUCUCCCGCCCGAGGAUCUAGAGAUGGACCAGACAUUGCACACGCCAGUGGACGAUUCUCUCCAUCUGUGGCUCCGAUCGGACAUCGCCGUGCUUCACUAAACCUAGUUCGGAGGACAACUCGAUCCAUGCAUUCUGAUACACCUCGAGAUGAGAUUCUGCCCGAUGAGGAUGCUAUCCGUUGGGCCGAGGCCUACCGCCAGAAGCGGGCUAGUAAACGGAAAAGAAAGGAGGAGGAAGACGAUGAUCGUGUUUUGGUCGGCACGAAAGUUGAUGAGAGCCACGCCAACUGGGUCACGGCUUAUAACAUGCUUACCGGGAUCCGAGUGUCUGUUUCGAGAACAAAUGCUAAGCUUGAUCGUGAACUCACUGAUGCCGAUUUUGAGGCAAAGCAAAAGUCAACGUUCGACAUCACUGGCAACGAGCUGGUCCCUUCUGCCAAAUACGAUUUCAAGUUUAAAGACUAUGCGCCUUGGGUGUUCCGACGUUUACGUGCCUUGUUCCGUCUCGACCCCGCCGACUACCUCAUGUCGUUGACUGGAAAAUAUAUUCUUUCUGAGCUCGGCUCCCCGGGCAAGAGCGGCAGUUUCUUUUACUUUUCCAGAGAUUACAAAUAUAUCAUCAAGACGAUUCACCACUCUGAGCAUAAAUUCUUGAGGAAAACUCUCAGGGAUUACUACAACCACGUUCAAAAUAACCCCAAUACACUUCUUUCACAGUUCUAUGGCCUUCAUCGGGUUAAGAUGCCAUAUGGCAAGAAGAUCCACUUUGUUGUCAUGAAUAACUUAUUUCCGCCUCACCGAGAUAUACACACCACUUUCGACUUGAAGGGCUCGACUAUUGGCAGAGACUACAGGGAAGACGACCUGGGAAAGAAUCCUCGAGCGACAUUGAAGGAUCUGAACUGGUUGAGACGGCAAAAACACUUGGAGUUAGGUAUCAAGAAGAAGCAGCUUUUUCUGGAGCAACUCCAGAAGGAUGUUGUCUUGCUCAAACGAUUGCAGAUUAUGGACUAUUCACUACUCAUUGGUAUUCACGACAUAUCACGCGGGAACGAGGAGAACUUGCGUGACAAGACUCUACAGGUCUUCAACCCCGGCGUCGAGAAAACGGCCGAUGACGAUCCGCCAUCGGUGAUUAUGAGGACACCGUCCAAGAUGGAGAACGUUCGAAAGGCUCGAGAGCUGAGAGAAAAGAUUCGUGCAGAGCGGCCAGUUCCCAUCGGCCAGGCUUUGGACAAGAUGCCUGAUGAGUUGGGAGACUCUCAUACCCGUCCCGGUUUUGUUUUCAAUCAGGACGACGGGGGCUUUCGGGCGACCCAUGAAAACAAUCAACCUGCAGAUGAAAUUUACUACUUGGGAGUAAUUGACUGCCUUACACACUAUGGAAUGAUCAAAAAGAUUGAACAUUUCUGGAAAGGUUUAUCACAUGACCGGUCACAAAUCUCCGCGUUACCUCCAGAGCAGUAUGGUGACCGAUUCUACAACUUCGUCGAGGGGAUCACCAUGUCCUCGGAGGAAGCUCGAAGGGAGAUUCUGCGAAAGGAGCAGGAAGCGGCCGAAGGGAGGGUGUCCACAGACAAGUCAGCAAAACGAUAUGCAGCGCAAAGGCACAGCCAUGGAGUCCCCCCAAUGCCUUCUCAUCUCCCGCCAGCGCCGCCAGAGAGUGGUUUGUCAGCAGAAGUGCGAGAAACCAUGGAGAAGGCAUCGAGAGAAGCCAGGCGGACCGAACUGAGCGGCGCAGCGGAAUCAGACGUACCAGACAGGGUUCUGACAACCGUCAGCUCUCCUGACAAGCGCGAGUCAUUUCAGCAUGAGCCGAUCUUGCCAGUAGUUGAGGAAGCUGCUGAGGGCAGCCGUAACGAGGCAGAACCACUAUGGGAUAGGUCGAACAGAGUCAGAAGUGGCAGUGCCGCUAUUUCAGCGCCGCCGACUGGACCUCCACCGCCGACACCCUCCAAAGAACGCCCGCCGCCGCCGCCCUUGAAAUCCGAUGGCCAAAAUCUGCGGCCGAAGCUUAGCAAGGAAAGCUUGAACAAAACCCUGCCUCCAUUGCCCAAGGACCAGGAGACGCAGGACAGUGGUGUGCGCAUGGUUUAG